CCCAUGGACUGCCCGGCCAUCAUCACCCAGGUGACCAACCCCAAGGAGGACGAGGGCCGGGCGCCAGGCGCGAGCGAGAAAGCUUCACAAUGCAACAUCAGCUUAAAGAAGCAGAGGAGCCGCAGCAUCCUCAGCUCCUUCUUCUGCUGCUUCCGUGAUUACAAUGUGGAGGCCCCUCCACCCAGCAGCCCCAAUGUGCUUCCGCCACUGGUGGAGGAGAAUGGUGGGCUCCAGAAGGGUGACCAGAGGCAGGUCAUUCCCAUACCAAGUCCACCAGCUAAAUACCUCCUUCCAGAGGUGACGGUGCUCGACUACGGAAAGAAAUGUGUGGUCAUUGAUUUAGAUGAAACACUGGUGCACAGCUCAUUUAAGCCUAUUAGUAAUGCUGAUUUUAUUGUUCCGGUUGAAAUCGAUGGAACUAUACAUCAGGUAUAUGUGCUAAAGCGGCCACAUGUGGAUGAGUUCCUCCAGAGGAUGGGGCAGCUCUUUGAGUGUGUGCUCUUUACUGCCAGCUUGGCAAAGUAUGCAGACCCUGUGGCUGACCUGCUUGACCGCUGGGGUGUGUUCCGGGCCCGGCUCUUCAGAGAGUCUUGUGUUUUUCAUCGUGGGAACUAUGUGAAGGACCUGAGUCGCCUUGGACGGGAGCUGAGCAAAGUAAUCAUCGUUGACAAUUCUCCUGCCUCAUACAUCUUCCAUCCUGAGAAUGCAGUGCCUGUGCAGUCCUGGUUCGAUGACAUGACAGACACAGAGCUGCUGGACCUCAUCCCCUUCUUUGAGGGCCUGAGCCGGGAGGACGACGUGUACAGCAUGCUGCACAGACUCUGCAAUAGGUAGCCCUGGCCUGGGCCCCCAUCGUACCUGUGCACUCUGGAACUUCUGGCCUCAGGGGACCUGCCUGCCCUCAGCUCCCCAGGAGCCGAAUGUGAGGAUUCUCUAUGCUCCAGGCCGUAGGGUGAAUGUGGCCAUGCCUACCUAUUUUGUUUUUUAGAAACAGAAACAACUAUUUUAAAAAGAACUAUUUUAACAAAUUUCAUAAAGGGACAUGCAUUUUACUGGAUUUGCUUUUCUUAAAACAUACCAAAAAGAAAAAAAUGGAAAAAAAAAAAAAAGCUUGAUAUCUAUCAGACUUCCUUUCAACUGUCCUCCCCUCCAAGCAAAACCACCUGUCCCCUUCUGUUCCAGCUUGGAGCAGCUGACCCAACUCAGAAUCUCUUUCCUACAGGAUGAAGUGCCUUUUGAAUGUUAUUUUAAGCUGAGAGUUAAUUUUUCUACAUAAUUCCAGACAUCUUUUAGUCUUUUAUUAUCUUACUCUAAGAAAAACACAACAAUUUUCUAGAACCUGGUAGCGUGUGUGUGGUGGGGGUGGUAGUGAGGGAGUGAGUCAUAGGAGCCUGUCUCCCAGCAGGUGAGACUUUGCUCUCAGAUGACCUGUGGCAUGCUGCGGGGUCAGGCUCCUGAUAGGAGCGUUUUAUGACUAUGUCAUUAUUUCCAUGCAUUUCUGACCCAGUUUGGAAUGUAUCUGCAAUUGUGUGGGAAAUAACAGAUUCUUUUGUAUUAUUUCAGAUGGUGACAAAUUUGUUUUGAGGUUACAUUUAUCCCUUGAAAAGUGACAUCAUGUCACUUCUCUUUCAUAGUACUGCCAUACUUCUGUUUUUUGUUGUUGUUUUAGUAGAGCAGUUAUAAGAAACUCUAAAACCCUUAGAUAUAUUUUUUAAAAAAUCUGUUUUAUUGAUUUUUAAAUCUUUCCUUUCCAAAAGCUGGACACACAUGGAGCUGUUUGGGAAUUUUCUUUGCUGCUACCGCGCUGCCACCAAAUGGAAUUGACCAGCGGCUAUUACACUGUUCUUUGCCACUGUGCCUAUGAUCAGAAUAUGCUCACUGCUAAGCUACAAACUUGGACAGGGUCAGAAACAUAGAUGCCCACCCCGUUUCAGACUGCACCAGUUGCAUCCCUCCUUGGUGCUGGCCACUAAUGUGUACAAAAGCAAAAAGGCCAAAGCACCACACAGGAGUGAUAUUAAUUUUUUAAACUGCAGUCAACAUCAGAUCCUGCUUGACAAGCUGACUGUUCUCUCUUGAGAACAUGUGGCCUCAACCAGCCACCAAGCUGAUAUGGCCCAAGUCCAUCUCUUGGUCUCCUCCUUGAAGCACAGUCUGUUUCUGAGCCAAGGAUUGGGGAAGCCUGUCUAGAUGUAGGACUCCUAGCCCCAAACCAGCAAGAGGAAAGAAUCUCUCCUCUGAGCAUAGGGUCUCUUUGUAGCCUUUCCCAGUUUGGUGUUUAAGCAGUGCCAUGUUCUUUGUUUGACAAGACAGUUGUAAAGUAUUGCUCUUAAAAACAAUUAAAGAGAACACUUUCAUGUUGGCACCAUUGCCUUAGUCCUCUGUGGAUUGGUCCUCAGCCACAGUUCUGAUGGGAGUGACUGGCACUUAGCAAGACUGGAACUUGGAGAUCAGAGUAAAAUUUCUUCUUCUUAACUUUCAUUCACAAAAUAAUGAAACCAGCUGCCAAUCAUGUCCUCCCAGUAGCACUUUGGUCUGUGGACUGCUGUGCAUUCAGAAGAGAAGUAGUUAUUCAGGGGUAACCAGGUCUCCCAGCAUUCUGAGUGUUCUGAACCCAGUAACCCCCAUGCCAAUUAUUAAUAAAAUAGAAACAGCCCCUUGCUAGGCAUCACCACAGAUAAUGACAGUUACAUGGUAGAAACCUUUAUUUGGAAAACCAGUCAUUAAAUGAACCCACUGCCUUAAAUGUCUUGAAUGUUGCAGUCAAGUGUCUGUCAUGUCGACAUCCACACAGAACCAAGCCCUGAUGAGAGCCUUCGAACCUCACCUAUGCCUCCUUCUUUGUUGGUAUCACAGGGCCUUAUUCGGAAGAGGGGACAGAGAGGAUGGCAAUUCUAAAAUAUUUCAGGGGAAAUGAACCUAGGAAUAGUGCUCCACUUCUGAGAGAUGGAGUGAAGACACUUGGCAGGCUUGAGCCAGACACUUCACCUAGUAGUUCCUGAAACUGUGAGCACCAGUGCACUAAUCCAGUGUGGGGCCGUUGGGAAGAGAGCCCAGUUCCUGCCACCACAGACACAGAAUGUCUUGGGAGGGCCAGCAAGCCCUCUGAGGGUUCUGGAAUCUGUGCACCUUAUUUGACUACACUCCAAAAUUCUGUUUUAUUUUAACCCUUGAAUCUGCUUUAUGUACAUAAUCAAAAUAUCUAUAUCUAUAUAUAUUUUUAAUCAUCUACAUGUAAAUGAAGCAAUAGAAUUCUAACAUAAGGCCAAGAAAUGAGGUGAAUGUUUGGGGUUUAUGUUUUUAAGGUAAAUACGGGUAUUGUUUUUAAUUAUUACCUUUUAUUCAACUGUGGGCUUUAAAACCUAUUGAAACCUAUUAGCUACUUCUCUGUGCCAUAUACUUCCCAUGUUACCAAAAUAACCCCAAUUCUUCAGCCAAAAGAGAAGUCUGACCUCCUGAGUUUCCUUGGUCCUUCCUGUACCAGGUUAAAAUGUAUUCUUCUGGACAAGUGUUUUUUUACAUUGAGAUCCGGGGCAAGAUGCCUUGUGUAUGUGGACUCCAGCCCACUAUGAUGUUACGGCUUAUCUGGCCAGGCCUCAAGUGGAGGUGCCCGGGCACUCCCGACAUUGUUAAUGUUCUGUCUUCCAUUUGUUCUGGAAUCCUAUAUGUUGUUCUGUGGUUUCAUGCAUUAGCUGUUUGUAAAAAAAUUCACUUGUAUACUAAAAAGCAGCACCACCUGUCACAGUUAAUGGUCGGUGGGGAAGCUCCUAUGAUAUGGUGCAAUUUUGAUGAGAUGACUUCAGAGAAAUGAGGAUGCUCUAAUGGCACUGACUUGUCAUGAUUGCAGCAUUUGAACUUUUGAAAUAAAAAGGAAAUCUGUAAGUCUGUAUAUAACCUGGCAACAUUUUCUAACCCUGUAUUUUUUUAAAUGGCUUUCUAUUAAAAUCUAGAACCACACAGCCCUAUGGUCAAACACUCCUAACGUUUGUGCCUCUGCUUUUAAAGGUGCUGUGGUGGACAGCUGGCAUGCCAGGGUUCAAGGACAGUGGGUGGCUUGAAGUACUUGCAGUUACCUGUGCAAAACUGGCUGGCUGCCUCUGUUCCUAUUUUACUGUAAAUUUGAUCCUGUCUGUUCCUAUUCCAUUUUCCCAGGAGCUUCUCUGCAGUCUGACACUCCCCGGGUAAUAGAGACGCUGGUGUCUGGGUAGUUGUGGGUUUCUGUUGGACAUUUGAAUGUGAUAAACAAUCUGGCAUUACUUGGUCAAUGCUACAUGUGGAAUGUGCACGUUUCCAGGGGCAAGUAUUGUCAAUCAAGAAGUUUGCAAUGAUCUCCUUCCUGCCAAAAAUAAACAUAUGAAACUGCA
Otolemur garnettii (small-eared galago) is the source of this 4364-nucleotide messenger RNA. It is a transcript of the gene CTDSPL, whose product is annotated as CTD small phosphatase like. Gene Ontology annotation, molecular function: RNA polymerase II CTD heptapeptide repeat phosphatase activity. The transcript has 8 exons. NCBI's taxonomy places the organism in Eukaryota, Metazoa, Chordata, Mammalia, Primates, Galagidae. The coding region runs from base 4 to 834 and encodes 276 amino acids. The record is from RefSeq and is a predicted model, not a curated record.